AUGAUGUCGCGCACUAUUGGUCCGGACCCUUCCAGUAGCCUCGGUCUAUCUGCAAACGACCACAAGGCCGAACACGCCAUGCGUGAGGCCGUCCAGACGUUGAAGACCCCUCACCAGCUGCGCCUCUUCUUUGUACAUCUUCUUGUCAAUGACUACGUGUACUCUCCUAUCACAACUUGGAAUUCUUUUCGGGACGCGUUUGCGCAGGACUUCAUCCUCGGCAGCGACAACAUCAACAUUGGCGUAAACCAGGCACUGGAGGAGAUUGGUCGCUCGCUGGAGGAGCAUGGGAAGUCACUUGCGGUAUAUGGGCUGCCCGAACCCUCGUUUCACAGCCGUGAGGUGGAUCAUGAGCUUUCGCGGUGGAGUUGCGACAUGGAUGUGCUCGCUGCACGUGCAGCUACAGCGGUGUCGAAGCUUAAUGCGGAGCAAUAUUGUGUUUACACGGAGAUCCAAGAUGCCGUAUCGCAUGAUCGGCCCUUGUGCGCGUUUGUGGACGGCAAGGCAGGGCGGGGCAAGACCUUUCUGGUGAAUACGAUAUGUAACAAACUUCGUUCACAAGGUCGCAUCGUCUUGCCCACGGCGACGUCUGGUUUUGCAGCUCAGCUAUAUCCUGGAGGCAGAACCACACAUUCUACGUUUAGGGUACCCGUUGAGGAAGACGAGGACAAAGAGCUAGUCUCUCCUGUUGAAGCCCAUGAUCCCCGCGGGGAGCUGAUACGUGAAGCGGCAGUUAUCAUAUGGGACGAGGCGCCCAUGGCGAACAGUGCCGUGCUGGCGUGCGUUGAGGAGACAUGUCGACGAGUUAUGCGAAACGAUCUCCCGUUCGGCGGCAAGGUCGUCAUUCUCCUGGGUGACUUCCGUCAAACAUGUCCCGUAAUCAGACACGCUACUCGACGUCAAAUCGUAGACGCAUCCAUCCGAUCUUCGCCUAUCUGGCGAUCGUUUUCCUUGUAUCGACUCACGCAGCCUAUAAGGAAUGCCGAGGAUCUCCCCUUUGCAGAUUUCGUUGACUCAAUCGGCGAUGGAGCUGGCCCCAACAUCGACCUCAACAUGCUUCAGAAGGUCAGAGACCGAAACGAGUUGAUAGAUUUCGUGUACCCGCAGGCGACUCUGGACGACCCGGUGAUGUGUCUCAAGCGCGCGAUCCUCUCUCCGACCAACGACCAAGUGGACAAGUACAACAACGAAAUUCUCGGCCGCAUCAAAGGUUACCAGCGCACUUUUCUCUCUCUUGAUUCACUGAAAGACGAUUCGCCGAUGGAAUCUGACUCACUGGAUGACAUUUCCCCCGAGAGUGUGCUGAAGGAUGCAGCGAGACGCUCUCCACCUGGUAUCCCUGCGCACGCCCUCACUUUGAAAGUAAACGGUGUAUACCGCCUGAUGUGCAAUUUUUCGCCGGACCGCGGGCUCGUCAAGAACACGCGGGUGGUAGUUGUGGCCAUUCAUAAACGCAUCGUCAUUGUCCGUGUACUGCGAGGUGUAGGCGGCGUAAGCGUGCUCGACGCAGAGGACAUCAUCAUUUCACGGAUACCCUUCACUACAACGCUCGAGUCUGGAUACAUGCUCGUCCGCCGACAGUUCCCUCUCUCUCCCGCGUACGCGACCACGUUCAAUAGCUGCCAGGGCCUCACUCUUGACGUAGUUGGCGUGGAUCUCACACGCCCUGUCUUCUCGCACGGGCAAUUGUAUACAGCACUGUCACGCAUCCGGCAUCGCACGCAUGCGAAAGUGCGUCUACUACCCGGACGUUCGACCACGAAGAACGUUACCUACCACGAGAUUCUGCCCUAG
Sparassis crispa is the source of this 1794-nucleotide messenger RNA. RefSeq lists its product as hypothetical. The transcript is spliced from 2 exons. Gene Ontology annotation, molecular function: DNA helicase activity. Gene Ontology annotation, biological process: DNA repair; telomere maintenance. Bases 1 to 1794 code for a protein of 597 amino acids. NCBI's taxonomy places the organism in Eukaryota, Fungi, Basidiomycota, Agaricomycetes, Polyporales, Sparassidaceae. The record is from RefSeq and is a predicted model, not a curated record.